This is a messenger RNA of Colletotrichum chrysophilum, 579 nucleotides long. RefSeq lists its product as uncharacterized. Lineage: Eukaryota; Fungi; Ascomycota; Sordariomycetes; Glomerellales; Glomerellaceae. The coding region runs from base 1 to 579 and encodes 192 amino acids. The record is from RefSeq and is a predicted model, not a curated record. The transcript has a single exon.
AUGACGGUUGCCAUUCUCGCCGCUAUCGGAGUGGCAGACCUCUUCGGCCGCGCUUCCCAUGCGGUCCAGCAGCAACGGACAGCCAACGACCCAGUCCAGACCGUACACGACUGCUUCCGCUCCUGUGGCUACACGGCUGCAGAUGCCAUUGAGCGCGGUUGUCUGUUUGAGGAGUUUGAUAUGCGGUGGGAGCACCCCUCAUGUAUCGACCACGAGCUCGCCGCUGAGUACCGCCGUAUGGGACCCGAGCCGGACGGGUCGUGGACAUACAUGGUCGACGAUGAAACUGCCACCGAUGGUGUCCCCAUCAACGAGCUUCGCAGACGUCCCGUAAACGCGACGGAACUCAGCAUGCUUGUCUGGCCCGGGAAGGUCGUCUACGCCAAUAUGCGCCACCACUUGACGCACUGCAUCUUCCGUUGGCGCAAACAGUUCCGCGCGCCCUUCAAGGGCACAAGAUGGCCGAGCCAGCCUGGGUGGGAGGAGAACCACAUCAAGCAUUGCAUGGAUGUGAUCCUCAAUAAGAGGGAUGUGCCGCUGGAGAAGUUUAUAACUAGGGUUGUUUUCGAGUCGCCAUAG